This is a messenger RNA of Aquila chrysaetos chrysaetos, 1281 nucleotides long. RefSeq names its product myeloid-associated differentiation marker-like. The coding region runs from base 131 to 997 and encodes 288 amino acids. The transcript has a single exon. NCBI's taxonomy places the organism in Eukaryota, Metazoa, Chordata, Aves, Accipitriformes, Accipitridae. Gene Ontology annotation, cellular component: membrane. The record is from RefSeq and is a predicted model, not a curated record.
GGGCGGCUCGGGGGGGCCGGCAGCUCCCUGCCCCGCGCCCCACCCCUCCGUCUCAGCACCCAGAUAAGAGCGGCUGCCGGCAGCACCCAUUUCCCGGUGCGCGGCGUGGGUGGGAGAGCUGGCCGGGACCAUGGCCGUGGCGACGGUGAACCUCCGCGCCGUGACCUCCUGGGUGGGCAUCGCCCGGCUCUUUGCCAUCGUGCUGUCCUGCAUCGCCUUCAGCUUGGUGGCCUCCACCAGGGACUUCAUGGGUCCCUACGGGACGUGGUGCAUGUUCACCUGGUGCUUCUGCUUCGCCGUGACGCUGCUGGUGCUGGUGCUGGAGCUGCUGGAGCUCUACCCCAAGCUGCCGCUCUCCUGGGACGACUUCACCUCGGCUUUCUCCAUGCUGGCAGCGUUGAUGGUCUUCACCACCUCGGUGGUCUUCCCCUCAACCUUCAUCAGCAGCCCCUGCAGCAGCAGCAAGUGUGCCCGGCAGGCCGUGGCCACCACCGCCUCCUGCCUCUGCUUCCUUGCCUACGCCCUCGAGGUGGGGCUCACCCGCGCCAAGCCAGGGGACAUCAGCAGCUUCCUCUCCACCGUGCCGGGGCUCCUCAAGGUCUUUGAGGCGUACGUGGCUUGUCUCAUCUUCUCCCUGCUGGAUACCUACAGUUCGGAAGCCGGCCUGCAGUGGUGCGUGGCCGUCUACUCCCUCUGCUUCAUCGUCACCCUCCUCAUCAUCAUCUUCACCAUCGGCCGGUGCCUCACCUACAUGCCUUGCCCGCUGGAGAAGAUGCUGGUGGGCUACAAUGCCGUGGCCCUGGUGAUGUACAUCACCGCCACCGUCCUCUGGCCCCUCUACAGCUUCAGGGGGAGGAACCGCCCUGACCCCUGCGGCAGGAACUGCUGGUGGGACAAGCACCUGGGGGUCACCUUCCUCACCAUCUUCAACCUCAUCGCCUACUUGGUGGACCUGAUCUACUCUACCAGGAUGGUCUUCGUCAGGGCACCUCCCUAAGGGCUCCGGGUGACCCCGGUGGGGCGAGCGGUGGUGGGACGCGGUUGGGUGCUGGCGCGGGGCUGCCGGCGGAGCUGAGGAAGAGGCCAGACGCCUCGGAAAGCUCCUUCUCCCCACGCUGGAGCAGAGAGCCGUGGGGUGCUCCUGGGGGUGUGCUCAGCCUGGUGCCCCACGGGCUGCCUGGCUGGGGGGACCAGGGGGCCCGGGAGGAGCACACCAGCGUGCUCCUGAAACCCUGGAGCUGGGGGGGCUUUGGGAUAUUAAAUUGGGUCAUUUUUCACUUG